GAAAGCCCCGCCCUGCAAACACUUGCAAUGCAUGAGUGAACUUCAACUGUCAAAAGUGGAGGACACAUUAGCUUUUGAGCUGGGCGGUUUCCAAUUAUAAACAUCGCCUUUGUACGUGAUCGCACACCAAGACGCUGUAGGUGUGAUCGAGGCGCAAUUUGUGCUCAAAGCGCUGGAUUGCACGGAGGCUGACGAUCGGGAGGGGAAACGAGUGCCGUCCUAGAAGUGAACAAGUUCUAGGCUGUUUUGGGGGCCGAUUGUUGCCAAUAUGUCCACGAAUCCCACAUUUGUGAGUCCAUUCCACAGACCCCACUGUUUGGCCGCCGCCGCUCCCCCAGCAGGAAAAGCCAAACUCACCCACCCUGGCAAAGCCAUUCUAGCAGGUGGUAUUGCUGGAGGAAUAGAGAUCUGUAUUACAUUCCCUACAGAGUAUGUGAAGACUCAGCUGCAGUUGGAUGAGAAGGCCAACCCUCCCAGAUAUAAAGGCAUUGUUGACUGUGUGAAGCAGACGGUAGAUGGUUAUGGGGUGAGGGGUCUGUACAGAGGGCUCAGCUCAUUGCUCUAUGGCUCCAUACCCAAAGCAGCUGUCAGGUUUGGUGUGUUUGAGUUCCUCAGUAAUAAGAUGCGUGAUGAGAGUGGGAAGCUGGACAGUACCCGGGGUCUUCUCUGUGGGCUGGGAGCUGGAGUGGCUGAGGCUGUGGUGGUGGUCUGCCCCAUGGAGACGGUCAAGGUAAAGUUUAUCCAUGACCAAUCGUCAGCCAACCCAAAGUACCGGGGAUUCUUCCAUGGAGUCAGGGAGAUCGUCAGAACAGAAGGUCUGAGGGGGACGUACCAGGGUCUGACAGCCACGGUACUGAAACAGGGAUCCAACCAGGCCAUCCGCUUCUACGUCAUGACAUCUCUAAGGAACUGGUACAAAGGUGAUGACCCUAACAAGGCCAUUAACCCUCUGGUCACGGGAGCAUUCGGAGCCUUCGCUGGAGCUGUCAGUGUGUUUGGAAACACUCCUCUGGAUGUCAUCAAAACCAGGAUGCAGGGUCUGGAGGCUCACAAGUACAAAAACACCCUGGACUGUGCCGUCAAGAUCAUGAAGCAUGAGGGACCUAAAGCGUUCUAUAAGGGUACAGUCCCCAGGCUGGGCAGGGUGUGUAUGGACGUAGCCAUCGUCUUCAUAAUCUACGAGGAGGUGGUGAAGGUCCUUAACAAAGUUUGGAAGACGGACUGAGAUCACGUGUCCGUGACAACCAGUGGAGUGGAGAACCCCUGGCAGGGCGGGGCUAUGGCCUGAUUCCAAACCCAAUCCCUUUGCCCUUUCCUUAGGUUAUCCAUGACUUGCUACCUCCUUACAGAUCUGACAUGGCUGGUUAUAUUUCAUUACAAAAAAGUUGGUCUCUGUCCGCUGCCAUUGUUUGCUUAGUCAGUUGGAAUGAAAUGCAGCCAUGAUAGGUGUAAACAAUCUGGGGAUGAGUGCACUUCGCCUAUGAUCCUAUUGGGGAUACUACUAUCAUAUUGUUUAUACCUACAUCCUCUGUUCUUCUUUAUAUCCACAGGGGGAAGUGAGCAAGGGCACAUGGGUAUGGUGAGAUGAUUUGGCCUAUAUGACUGGAAUAAUGGGAACACUGUAUCAUUCCAGAGAAGUGUCUUAGACCGACAGUGCUUCAGUUCACUAAUGGCUAUUAUUAACAUCUUAUGUUGUACAUUAACAUUCAUCAAAGAUGAAACAAUACUUAUAGCUAAAACCCAAUAUAAUGUGAUGUAAAUCAAAGGAAAAAACUUGAAAUGAGAGAGGAGGAGGAUCAAAGGCUUUUAACUCCAAAGACCAUGUUGUAUAUUUAGCAUGAUGGUGUGACCCAGUGAAAUGGGUCUGGUAGAGAAGUGGAGGCCGUCGUUCAUACACAUGAUAGCACGACAACAGACAUGCCUGUUCACGUGUCACAUGGGUGUUGUUUUCCAGGUUUAAUGCAGGUCUGAAAUUUAGCUGCUUUACAUACCUGAGUGCAAUUACAACACAAUGCCUUAUAUAUCAUUAUAUUCAGAGAUAUCUUUAUGGUAGAGAGCUACUAUAUGUACAGUGUCGUGAAAAAGUAUUUGCCCCCUUUCUGAGUUUCUCUAUUUUUGCAUAUUCUUUUAUACUGAAUGUUAUCAGAUCUUUAACCAAAAGGGAACCUGAGUUUUCAAAUAACAAAAAAUUUAUACUUAUUUAACAUUUUGCUUACUGGGACUUCUCAUUUUGCGAGGGGCAGCAUUUUGUGGUCUCGCCUAGGGCGGCAGAAAAGCAAGGACUGGCCCUGCUUCCAAGAGUCUUGAUGAUCUUCCAGGUGCUUUUUGGCAAACUUGUCAACUUUUUGGAGGACAUCGGUCUGUAUAUGCCUAGCAAAAACCAAACCAGGCAUUCCAUAGUAAGAACCUUACACCAACGGUCAAUCAUAGGAGUCUAGGUGUAAUUUAGAUUUUGGCCACCAGAGGCAGCAGGGGUUCAAACUGUAGAACCCAGUUCCAACAUUUUAAUAUAAAAAUUGACUUUAUCAAACAAAACUAUGCUACAUUUUAUCUCUUGGACCUUAAGUAUGACAAAUCAGAGUAAGAUUACUGAAUGUAAGUACAUUUAUUUACCUUCAGAGGUGAAUGUAUCAAACCAGUUGCUGUGAUAAGUGUUUUGUUGUUGUGCACUCAAUAAAUAGCAUGGUCUUUUUUUUUACUGUAAAUUGGACACUGCAGUUAGAUUAACACUAAUUGAAGCUUCCUGCCCAUAUAAUAUAAGACAUGUCUAUGUCCUCGAAAGUUGGCUGUUGUUUACAACGUCAUUCUAGUCACAUUAGCUCACGUUAACAACAACCGUCCCGGUUUAGGGAAGAGUGGGCCAAAAAUCCUCCACAGCGACGUGAGAGACUGAUCAAGAACUACAGGAAAUGUUUGGUUGAAGUCAUUGCAGCUAAAGGUGGCACAACCAGUUAAUGAGUGUAAGGGGGCAAUUACUUUUUCACACAGGGGAAUUCAGUGUUGCAGCAUAAUUUUGUUCAGGAAAUAAGUAAUUAAUUGUUGUUAUUUGUUUACUCAGGUUCCCUUUAUCGUGUAUUAGGUUUUGGUUGAAGACCUGAUAACAUUCAGUAAAAUUAGAAAGGGGGCAAAUACUUUUUCACAGCACUGUAUGUAGUAGUAUAAUAUUAAUUGUUAAAAUAAGAACUCAGUUUUUAAUUACUACCCAUUCUUAUUCUAUGGUUCUCAUAACCCUGUUUUGGCAUGGAAUUAAGAAUGAGAAUCCUAAUUAAAUAGUAUUUUUAAUAGGAUCUCUGUUUUUUGGUGUCUGUCGAAUACAGAGAUGAACAUGUUGUACAGUAUACUCAGACAUUCUGCAGAAUGAACCAACACUUUUCAAGUGAAUUAAAAAAAAACUGACCAAGAUUGAGAUGGUGAGGGACUUUGCAGUUGUAAAUGUGAACCAUCAGAAAUAUAUUUACACAAUGAUUGUUUGUGCCUGCAAAUGUAGUUUAUGAUGGUUCUAGAAAUCUGGUAUAACAUCUCUAGUGCUACUAAUGUCUAACAUUGAAAUGAUUCAUGUUGCAUGUCUUACCUGGGUCAGUUAUUCCUCACUGACUUACAGUAUGAUACAAUAACACUUAAUCAUUGUUUUUAAAGUGUUAAUUUGAUAUAGACAGUAACACAGUGCAAUGAUGCCUUGCUGAGAUGUUUAUCAAAUCUACUGGUACUAGUUGACAGUAUAGCUUACCAGGCCAUCUUUGUAAUGCAGCCUUGAUUAACUCAAUGUGAUGAGAUAUUGCCUGGUAAUGUUACCUGCCAGUUAUAGAGUAGGUAUAAAUGCCCUUGGAUUUACAAUUAAUUCAUACAUAUUUUCCUGGUAGUGUUAGUGGAGGGGGUGGGGACACCAAUUUUUAUUUAAGAUGUCUAGAUGUAUCUUUUGCAAAACCUAAUAGACAUUUUUCAUGAAACAAUUCAUUUGCCACUGUCAUGGUCUGCCCAAUGUAAGACACAUCUAUUUUUUAUGCUCCAAGACAAGAUCUUAUGUAAGCAUGUUUUAUUGAAAGACCGUGCACAGUCAUUGCAGAUUGUAGUGCCUGAGAGACAUUUGUAGCAUUUGCAUUUGGGAUUUUGAAUAUGCCAUGUGUGCAUUAAAGAGUGUAACAGAUUGUAUACAAGA
Messenger RNA from Salvelinus fontinalis (brook trout), 4156 nucleotides. Its product is annotated as tricarboxylate transport protein B, mitochondrial-like. Lineage: Eukaryota; Metazoa; Chordata; Actinopteri; Salmoniformes; Salmonidae. Bases 269 to 1225 code for a protein of 318 amino acids. Gene Ontology annotation, biological process: mitochondrial citrate transmembrane transport. The transcript has 9 exons. The record is from RefSeq and is a predicted model, not a curated record.